This is a messenger RNA of Oncorhynchus mykiss (rainbow trout), 1376 nucleotides long. NCBI's taxonomy places the organism in Eukaryota, Metazoa, Chordata, Actinopteri, Salmoniformes, Salmonidae. The record is from RefSeq and is a predicted model, not a curated record.
GUGUGAGCUCAACAGAGGUCUACCCUACUGUCAGACCCAUUCUAACCAUAGAAAGAUCCCAGAACUCAUCACCAGCUGAACCAUUAUUCACUUGAUCAUGACGCCCCAAUGUUCUCUGGACAGAUCAAUUUCCUUCUCAGUAGUUCAAAUGAAUUUAUUAUACACAAGUUAUCACCCCAAGGCUACAUUUGAGGUGAGGGCCAUUUGAAGAGCUUUUCACACAUCAAGAUGUUCCCUCCAGACGUGUGGAAUUCUACGGACCUGAUGUGGUUCAAUGCGUCUGAGUUGAAUGCUUCUCUGGAGGACCCGGAGGAGGGGGACCACCCAUUCCUGACGGACGCCUGGCUGGUGCCGCUCUUCUUCGCCCUCAUCAUGCUGGUAGGGCUAAUUGGGAACUCGCUGGUCAUCUAUGUCAUCUCCAAACACAGGCAGAUGAGGACGGCCACCAACUUCUACAUAGCUAACCUGGCUGCGACAGACAUCAUCUUCCUGGUGUGUUGUGUCCCGUUCACAGCCACUCUCUACCCGCUCCCUGGAUGGAUAUUUGGGAACUUCAUGUGUAAAUUUGUUGCUUUUCUUCAGCAGGUGACUGUUCAGGCUACAUGCAUCACCCUCACUGCCAUUAGUGGGGAUCGCUGCUAUGUCACAGUGUACCCUCUAAAGUCCCUACGCCAUCGCACUCCACGAGUCGCCAUGAUCGUUAGCAUCUGUAUAUGGAUCGGUUCCUUCAUUCUAUCCACCCCGAUCUUCAUGUACCAGAGGAUUGAGGAGGGCUACUGGUAUGGACCGAGACACUACUGCAUGGAGAGGUUUCCCUCUAAGACCCUGGAGAGGGCUUUCAUCCUGUACCAGUUCAUAGCUGCCUACCUACUACCUGUCAUUACCAUCUCCUUCUGCUACACACUCAUGCUGAAGAGGGUGGGCCAGCCGUCAGUUGAGCCAGUAGACAAUAAUUACCAGCCGGUCCACCUGUUGUCUGAGAGGACCGUCACACUGAGGAGUAAGAUCUCCAAGAUGGUGGUGGUGAUUGUCCUCCUUUUCACCAUCUGCUGGGGGCCUAUACAGCUCUUCGCCCUGUUCCAGUCCUUCUACUCCAACUACAGGGUCAACUACGCCACCUAUAAGAUCAAGACCUGGGCUAACUGCAUGUCCUACGCUAACUCCUCCAUCAACCCAAUCGUUUAUGGCUUCAUGGGAGACAGUUUCCGCAAGUCCUUCAAAAAGACUUUCCACUUCCUGUUCAAACACAAAGUGAGAGACAGCAGUGUCACGUCACGCACGGCUAAUGCAGAAAUCAAGUUAGUUGCUGCAGAGGAAGGCAACGACGAAGGGAAAUGAGCCUUGGGCUGAGUGAGCUGCUGAGGGGGCAAAGCUGA